AUUCUGCAGUCACAUAUUUAACUUUUAUUUUAGCUUUGUUUUGUCGCCAACUAUAUAGCCUCUACCUCUCUCUUAUCUCUGUUGUUCGACUGUCAAGAUCUGCAAUGGCCUUAAUAAACGAACCCUCCUCUUCUGUUGCUCCUCUCGAUGAGACUAAGCCAUGGAAGAUCAAAGUGCAGCUCAUGAGGAUAUGGAAGGAGGGAUUGAGUAAAAGAGCCGCAAACUCGAUCGAUAUGGUUUUACUCGAAUCAUCGGAAUCAAGAAUUCACACAACAAAAGAUAAAGCUUUCUCUGAAUGGAUUAAGGAUAUUAAUGAUGAAAAGAUCAAUGAUGGAGAUGAUCACGCUGAUAUUGAUAUCCCUGAAAAUGCGUCGCCAAUUGAGUGCCAUGAUCCUAUCGAAGAAAUAGUGAGCCAAGUUUAUGGAGACUCUUUUCCUAAACAGUCCUCCUAUUGCCGCGACACAGUUAUUUUGUGUCAUACUCAAUCUGACGUGGAUCAGAUUAAUGCCUAUAUGCUUUCACAAUUACCAGGUAAAGAGAUAUUAUCUCACUGCGAUGACUGUCUUGUUCCGGUGGAUGAGGAUACCCCAAGCCCAGUCGAUUACAUGUUAAUAAUUUCAAUUGCAACAUCACAACGUAGUCCUCGUCCCCAGGAACUCCUGAUCGAAAAGAUGCACAUGUUCUCUGAGAAAGAUUUUUUUACCCCAAUGCGGCGUACCCAGUAUCCUUUCACACUUGCAUUCGCCAUGACUAUAGAUCAGAGUCGAGGCCAAACAUUUUCCAAAGUUGGUCUAUAUCUACCAAAACAAGUACUGUCACCUCCUGGACAAAGGUAUCUUGCCAUAUCCAAAGUUAAGGCCGCAACUGGUUUGACCCAAGUUCUUAUCACAGAAGAAGGUGAGAAACCCCACGUAGAAGCCCAAAAUGUUGUCUUGAAGAAGUUGUUUUAGUCUACAGGUCUUGUUUCAGAC
Arabidopsis arenosa is the source of this 971-nucleotide messenger RNA. NCBI's taxonomy places the organism in Eukaryota, Viridiplantae, Streptophyta, Magnoliopsida, Brassicales, Brassicaceae. The record is from the annotation of a GenBank genome assembly.